Messenger RNA from Phycodurus eques (leafy seadragon), 2658 nucleotides. RefSeq lists its product as uncharacterized. The record is from RefSeq and is a predicted model, not a curated record. The transcript is spliced from 6 exons. The coding region runs from base 727 to 2391 and encodes 554 amino acids. Lineage: Eukaryota; Metazoa; Chordata; Actinopteri; Syngnathiformes; Syngnathidae.
UGUUUUUUUGGCAAACUCGUUCAAACACAAUUCAUUAAAAUAAUUGUCGCCCGGUUGUAUGUUGUAAUAAACUUACAUACACGUUGAAUAUAGACAAUUAAAUAGUACAAAAUUCCAUCAUCGUCUCCUAAAAUCCGUUUCAGGAAGUGAGCUUUCACGCCGACGGCACGUACCACCACUGCUCCCCGUUGGGGGUAACAGCGCGUUAUAUUUGUGGUAUUUUACAACCAUAAUUUAAAAAAAAUUAAAAAAUAAUUAAUAUUGUGUAACUACCGGGCUUCGUCUCGUUUAAAUUAGGAAAUAGAAGAAAAAGAUAGACUGGGUUGUGAGCCUCCCCUAUAGCCGUGUGUCUGUGGACCGGUCCCACCGCUUCACAACGUCAUAGUUGCGCUUGCCUGGCGCAUAUGGAGCGGUGUGUCUGGACCGAUGUCGGUCAAACUCACGGCAGUUAAUUUACAUUCUUAUUUCUUUAAAGUGUAUGCGACGGAUUCGCUGUUAGUUCGGUCACACACGGCUCAAAGUUGGUAGUGGUUAACUUGGACGGACUGCUGUAACGUCACUCAGGCGCUGUGACCUCAGAUGACGGUCCGUCUUCUGUUUUGGCUCUGCUGACCUCCGAUAGAUGGCGACCUCGUCACUCUGCAAGUAAGAAGCUUUGUUGAUAGAACCCGUUGACAGAACAAAUGGUGGUGGCCCACUGAACUACACUGCUUGCAUAACGUCAAGAUGAGCCACGUGGCGGAGGGCCAAUCCAUCGGUGCCUGCAAAUGCCAUGCUGACACGAGCAAGCGCAAAAUAAAACGACUGAGAUCUCGUAAGGAGCGCAGUCAGACGAGAGGUGUCGGUGGCAGCAAAGACGCCUGCAAACCGGUCAAAGCGUACCAGCAUCCCUGCCACCAUCAGGGCAGCCUGGAUAUUGGGCACCUGCACAGCUGCUGCCAUCACGCCCGGAGGAGAAACAUCACGCCGCCGCCCCUCUCCGACACGCAUGUGCCCACGCAGGAAGCCAGCGUCAUCACGACGGCCCGUCUCAUCGGCCAUCGCGGACUCUUCAACCAUGAGGUGAAGUCAAUCGACAUCGAGCGCCUGUUACUGGGGAAGAAGGGAAGAAAAGUGAAGGAGAAGAAGGCAAAGGAGAAGAAGGAGACUAAGGCAAAGGCGACAUCUCCAUUUGUUAGUAGUGAUGCCAGUGGUCCCGAUGAAGAGGCUCAAGCCGCAGAGGCCCAUGAUGGACGUGACAAGAAAAGUCACACGUCAGAGAUGACGCCGGACCAAAGAGAACAAGACCGUUCUUCAUUCGCAAGCUCAGGCGAGGCUCUGGCAGCGAAGAGCAGGAAAGUCGAGCCACGCGAGAAGCCGUCGUCUUUUGCGGAGCGCACGCUCCCGAGGAAGAAACCCACGGAUCCGCAGCGGCCGCCUAGGCCGAUUCUCCGUCGGACCGUCGCCGUGGAAAGGGAGGUCGACGCUCGUGCUCAAAGAGAAGGCAUCGCCUCAGAGUCCAUCGGCGCGGUGGCGCAGCGCUUGUGCGACGCCUUGUGCUUCCCUUUAAUGAAGAAGCGCGACCCGGUGGCCGAGAGCAGGGAGGUGCUGUUCCGUGCCCUGCGGGAGACGCACGGCCAGCACCUACAUCAGAACCUCCUCCGCAUACACUCAGGCACAGGCCUCCACCCUCACCCCAGGAGAGCGGUCCACAAGCCGAAGGCCACACGGAAAGACCGGGAUCGACGCUGGAUCCCAGAUUCGUUUCCAGCACCAUUUCAAAUCCACCCUGCGGAUCCUUUCUAUUUCAAUAAUGAGGAUGCUCCCGUUUUGGAAAACACAGGGAAGGGGAGGAAGCACAUUUUCUGGAAUCUCAGUCCACCGCCACAGCAGCACUUGGACCAGACUGCCGCUUGGCCAAUGAGUCCCACGGGCAUCUCAGCAGACUUCUACGAGGACAUCUUUGGGCCUCGCGCCUCGCCGGAGUUCAGCAUGGAUUUUGGCUGCUCCUCCUCCAGCCCUUCCUCUGCAGCGACUCAUCAUCUGUUUGCCCCAUCUCCUGCCUGGCGAGCAGAAGCCCUGGCGCACAGAUUUGGUAAAACGCCUGCCGCAGUGGAUUCCUUUGAGGACUGUUUUGCGCGUAGGACGAGUCAGUCGCAGGCGAACUGCGCGCGACACAGCCCCCGCCAGGAGCUAACAGGCCGAUAUUCACUGCAGCACUUCCCUCUGGAGCGUGACACCUUAACUGAAAACCAACAGUCCUCCGUCACCCUCACCUUCCCCUCCCACGCUUUAACCUCUCUGCACAGCCACCGUUGCCCACCAUCUUUUGUUCUCGAGAGCCCUCCACCUGCAUUCACCUCCUUGUCGAGCCCCAAACACUGGCCCUUUGGCUCCAGGAAAUUGUACUAACAAACCACCUGACUCACUUUUUUUUUUGUCUUGUGUGCUUAUUUUUGUUUAUUUGUAAACACUCAUCGUAAGUCAUUGUAUUUGUCACUCCAAAAAUAAAGAAGAGUAAAGGUGUUCUCUUUGCAAUUAAAGUAAUCAUAAUAAACCUAGCACAAAACAUUGAAUGUCAAUACAAGUUCAUACCAAAACACUAAAAAAGGAAACAAAAGUCUGUUCAAGUGUCACAUUGCUGCAAUCAUACACACCACAUACAGUGGUACAUUGAGA